Molecule: messenger RNA, 2279 nt
Organism: Drosophila virilis
Lineage: Eukaryota; Metazoa; Arthropoda; Insecta; Diptera; Drosophilidae
Product: fork head domain-containing protein FD4
Biological process (GO): anatomical structure morphogenesis; regulation of transcription by RNA polymerase II; cell differentiation
Molecular function (GO): DNA-binding transcription factor activity, RNA polymerase II-specific; RNA polymerase II cis-regulatory region sequence-specific DNA binding
Source: RefSeq, a predicted model, not a curated record
UCGAUUGUGUAUUCGUUUAUUGUAGUCGCUAAGCCAUGCCCGUAGACACUCCCCACUACUAUAUUCGUCUUGUUUGCCAUAGCAGUGGCGUAGUGUGGUCUGGCUAAACUGGUUUGGUUCGUUUAGCAAAUCUCUUACUCUUUUCUCGGCUCUCUCCUUUGAAGUUUUGCCGUUUUAGAGGGAUGAUACAUUGGCAUGGCGGUGAUUGGGAGAGAGCACGGGGGCAAUGAUGUGAGUGAUUAUAUUUUGAUUGCAUUGCUCACUGUGGUUGGUUGUACUGCAUUGCUCACUUAGUACAAUAACCGACACGCCGUCUGUUGGUCUGCUGUAAGAGUGAUUUUGUUUUAUGUGAGUCGGGCUCUUCGUUUGUUUUGCUUCGGGUCUGUCGUUAUCUUCGCUUCAAACUCACUGCAAAGUAGCCACUGCAACUCACGUAUUCGUAUUCAGCUUUAGAUGGUAAUUCGCCAGACCGGUCAAAACUUGGAGAGCGCGCUUACAUUCCGUGUUGUUGCUUUUGCUAAAGCUUAUCAGAAGAGUAGUAUUUGUGCGGCGAUUAUUAACGCGAGCUCGUGCAGUUAUUUUACCGUCGCUGAAGCCUUUGAUAUGUCGAAUCGGGCUAUUUACAUAAAAAUAAGCUUCGCAGCAAAAAUAAUGUCUUUAAUGAACACUCGUUCAAUAUUAAGUAUUUUGUGUUUACCAGUUCAAAAUUAGUUAUAUUAUUCAAAUUCCGUUUAUCAUGAUAUGAUAUUGAAUAUUAAAAAAACACAGUUAAUACUGGCACAGACGUUUAAUACAUAAAUAACGCAAGACUUCCAGUAUUCAAAUAAUGCCUAGGCCCUCACGUGAAUCCUACGGUGAUCAGAAGCCUCCAUAUUCAUAUAUAUCGCUGACAGCAAUGGCUAUUUGGAGCUCACCAGAAAAAAUGUUACCGUUAAGCGAUAUAUAUAAAUUCAUAACCGACAGGUUUCCAUACUAUCGAAAAAACACCCAACGAUGGCAGAACUCACUGAGACACAAUUUAAGUUUCAACGAUUGUUUCAUUAAAGUACCGCGACGGCCAGACAGACCCGGAAAGGGGGCCUAUUGGGCUCUUCAUCCACAAGCCUUCGACAUGUUUGAGAAUGGAAGUUUGUUACGACGAAGAAAGCGUUUCAAGUUACAUAAGAAUGAUAAAAAUUUACUCAAUGAAGAGUUGACAGCACUAGCGAAUAUUAAUCGAUUUUUCUUCACCGCCCGAACUGGGAGUAAUAUUUCUCAAAUGCCCACGCUGGACGUAAGCAAUACAACUAUGAAUGUGGAGUCUUCCGUGGUUUUAUCACACUCUUCAAAUCGUUUAUCACCAUCACCAGCAAUGGCACAACAUUGCCCUUUGCCCCCUGGACAUAGUGCAACAUUAUCACAAUCUAGGCACAAUUCUUUAACUAACGGCGAAAAUACUCAUUUGACCGAAAUAACCAGGCGCAAUCAGCGCUCGCCGGCAAAUUUCGAACUUGAAGGCAUCAAUAGUUAUCGACCAAAACGAUUGUUUACAAUAGAAAGCCUUAUUACACCUGAUAAGCCUGAGCAACUCUCAGAGGAUGAAGAUGAUGACGAUGAUCGCACUGACAUCGAUGUUGUGGAAUGCGGAAGCUCUUACACUAAACUAACUGAUUAUCCACGAAAAUCGGAUGAAUGUCUGCCAAUAGCUAUGCCCACUCGUUAUGAGGAUCAGCGUCAACGCCCACUACCUCCACUACAUACAAUAACAGCUUCUGCCCAUCUACCAUUCCUUCAUUAUGCCGCUGGUGUCAACGUAUCUGGUCUAAGUUCUAGUGGCAUACAGUCUUCAGGAAUUCCCACAAUGACGUAUGAUUUAGCUCUGGCCCAUCCGCUUUUAAUGAUGUCAGCACCAAUUGGAAAUAUAAACAGCAGUUAUUGUAAUAAUUUCUCAAUUAUACCACCGUCACAAACAUACCGAGGUCCGGAAGCUCAAAAUAGAGUAAGCUCUGGUAUGCGAACGAUAUAAAAAUUAUUCCUUAGAAUGAUUCCUAUGCCUAGUGAAAAAAAUAAAAAAAAUCUAUCCAAUGCUGUUGAUGUACAUACAAUUAGUUCCUUUUGUAGUAAGGUUUAUGAUAUUAAUUUUAACAUAUAGAUCAUAUUUAAAAAUUUAUAAAUUCUCAAAUUCUACUUAAGCGAUGUCUGACGCCCAUGAUGAGAAAAUGCUAUAUAUAUUAUAAUUUAAAAUAUAAAUAUUUUUUAAAACAAUUUUAAUUUCAUUUUUAAUGUCAUCUAUUAUAAAU